Symbiodinium pilosum is the source of this 972-nucleotide messenger RNA. NCBI's taxonomy places the organism in Eukaryota, Dinophyceae, Suessiales, Symbiodiniaceae. The record is from the annotation of a GenBank genome assembly.
AUGUCAUUCGCCGGCCUUCGCGAGUGGUUCUUAGAAAAUGGUGGUGAGCUGGCUGAAGGCGUCCAUGUCGCAGAUUCAGCGCUGGGUGGCCGUGGGCUCUUUACGUCGAACCCCCUCUCUGCAGGCUACCAGGUCUUGUCACUUCCUUUGGAGUCCUGUUUGUCGUCUGCAGACCCAAGAGUGGCUGAGUUGCCAGUGAACUCGCUUUUUCGACUCACCGAACUCUUGUGCGAUGAGCUAGAGAAGGGCAACUUCUCUCGAUGGGCAUCCUGGUUCCAGUCCUUGCCCAAAGAGUGUGGCAGCUGGCCAGAGUGGAGGGAGCUGGAGCUGCGAGCUGCGGAGAAGGGUCCUCCACAGCUCUUCGAGGAGGCUGUCCAGCUGGCGAAGAGGCUGCCGCUGUGGUACAAGCAGCUGAGCCAGAUCCUCCCGGCAAGUGUCAUCGCCGGUCUCGAUGACAAGGCCAGCUUUCGGCGAGCGUUAGCCAUACUGUUCAGCCGGCGCUUCGGAAUUGAAAUUGACGGCUGCAAGAUUGCCGUCUGUGUUCCGCUGGGUGACAUGAUAAAUCAUACAGCUGCGGACGCUAGCAUUGAGGUUCAGUACGACCAGGCCUCUGGGCGCAUGGCCUUUGUCACCCAAACACACAUAUCGGCUGGAGAGGAGCUUCUUAUUCGCUACGGACAGCUGGACAACUUGGAGCUGUGCACGAGCCACGGGUUCGCACUGCCAGAGAACAUGUUGGACAGCGUCGUGCUAUCUGACGGUGUUAGAUUGACUCGGGCAUCUCAGCUGUCACUUCCGGCCUCAGUCGAGGUUCAGCGCAUGAGGGAUGCCUUGCCUCUACAAGAGGAGGAUGAGGCCGCCCAUGCGGACAAAAGCAGCUCGCAGGGAUGCCGUGCGAUUGCCAGUUUUCGCCUCGGCUACCGAGACCUGCUGCAGAAGCUACUGGACAACUACUCGGAGGAUGUUGGGUAG